Molecule: messenger RNA, 6131 nt
Organism: Lagopus muta (rock ptarmigan)
Lineage: Eukaryota; Metazoa; Chordata; Aves; Galliformes; Phasianidae
Gene: KSR2
Product: kinase suppressor of ras 2
Exons: 21
Coding region: 11-2923 (970 amino acids)
Biological process (GO): protein phosphorylation
Molecular function (GO): ATP binding; protein kinase activity
Source: RefSeq, a predicted model, not a curated record
GCGGCGAGCGAUGGAUGAGGAAAACAUGACGAGGAGCGAGGAGCAGCAGCAGCUGAGUUUGCAGAAGGCGCUGCAGCAGUGCGAGCUGGUCCAGAACAUGAUCGACAUCAGCAUCUCCAACCUGGAGGGGCUCCGCACCAAGUGCGCCGCCUCCAACGACCUCACGCAGAAGGAGAUCCGCACCCUGGAGAGCAAGCUGGUCAAGUACUUCAGCCGGCAGCUCUCCUGCAAGAGGAAGGUGGCCCUGCAGGAGCGCAACGCCAAGCUGGAGGGCUUCCCCCAGCUCCUGCACUGGUUCCGCAUCGUCGACAUCCGCAAGGAGGUGAUGGAGGAAAUAGCCCCAGGGCAGCUGAGCCUGGAGGAGCUGCUGGAGAUGACUGAUGAUCAGGUCUGUGAGACGGUGGAGAAGUUUGGGGCCAACAGUGAGGAGUGCGCCCGCCUCAACGCAUCCCUCUCCUGCCUCCGCAGCGUCCAUAAGUCUGGCGGCAGCCUCUCCAAGCAGGACUGGACCAUCCAAUGGCCCACGACGGAGCCGGGCAAGGAGAACCAGCCAGGCUGUCCUCAAGAACCCGCCCCAUGGAGCCGCAUGCACCUCUCGGCCAGCCCCAAACCCCCCGCCAAGUGCGCCCAGCACCACUGCCACGGCCCCCUCUACACCCAUGUGGACCGCCUGACUGUGGAGGGCCACCCUGGGCUGUGUCCCCCCGUGGAAUCCGGCCACCGUUCCCUGCCUCCCUCCCCUCGGCAGCGGCACGCCGCUCACACCCCACCGCGCACCCCCAACAUCGUCACCACCAUGACACCGCCGGGCACGCCGCCGCUGCGCCGCAGGAACAAGCUGAAACCCCCCGGCACCCCCCCACCUGCCUCCCGAAAACUCAUCCACCUCCUGCCUGGCUUCACAGCCCUGCACCGCAGCAAGUCGCACGAGUUCCAGCUGGGGCACCGCGUGGACGAGGCGCACACCCCCAAAACAAAGAAGAAGAAUAAGCCCCUCAACCUCAAGAUCCACAACAGUGUGGGCAGCUGUGAGAACAUCCCUGCGCAGCGCUCACCGCUGCUAUCCGAGCGCUCCCUGCGGUCCUUCUUUGUGGGCUACCCUCCCUUCCUGCCCUCCACACCUCCUGUCCACACUGAAGCCACCUUCUCUGCAAAUACGCUGUCAGUGCCUCGCUGGUCCCCACAGAUCCCCCGCCGAGACCUGGGCAACUCCAUAAAGCACAGGUUCUCCACCAAGUACUGGAUGUCCCAGACCUGCACCGUCUGCGGGAAAGGAAUGUUGUUUGGCUUAAAGUGCAAAAACUGCAAGCUCAAGUGCCACAACAAAUGCACCAAAGAGGCCCCUCCGUGCCACCUGCUCAUCAUCCACCGCGGAGGGAGACGAGCCGUGCGGGGCGAGGCAGAUUUGCAUUGCAAACCGCUUCCACCCACCCUCCCCCUGCCACCUUUUCUUUUCAGAUUCCCCACCGCACGGGCACGGUUGGUGCGGACCGAGUCGGUGCCCUGUGACAUCAACAACCCCCUGCGCAAGCCCCCGCGCUAUUCAGACCUGCACGUCAGCCAGACGCUCCCCAAAACCAACAAGCUCAACAAGGAUCACAUCCCGGUGCCCUACCAGCCGGAUUCCAGCAGCAAUCCCUCCUCCACCACCUCCUCCACGCCAUCCUCGCCGGCCCCACCACUGCCACCCAGCGCCACGCCGCCGUCCCCGCUGCACCCAUCCCCGCAGUGCCCACGCCAGCAGAAGCAGUUCAACCUGCCAGCCUCCCAUUACUACAAGUACAAGCAGCAGUUCAUUUUCCCAGAUGUGGUGCCUGAGACGCCAACCCGAGCCCCACAGGUGGUCUUGCACCCCGUCACAUCCAACCCCAUCCUGGAAGGAAAUCCAUUACUUCAAAUUGAAGUGGAGCCCACGUCAGAGAAUGAGGAAGGCACCGAGGAGGCUCAGGAGUCAGAGGACGACUUUGAGGAGAUGAACCUCUCGCUCCUCUCCGCCCGCAACUUCCCCCGCAAAGCCAGCCAGACCAGCAUCUUCCUGCAGGAGUGGGACAUCCCCUUUGAGCAGCUGGAGAUCGGCGAGCUCAUUGGCAAGGGCCGCUUUGGGCAGGUCUUCCAUGGCCGCUGGCACGGGGAAGUGGCCAUCCGUCUCAUCGACAUCGAGCGGGACAACGAGGACCAGCUGAAGGCUUUCAAGAGGGAGGUGAUGGCGUACCGGCAGACGCGGCACGAGAACGUGGUGCUCUUCAUGGGAGCCUGCAUGAGCCCUCCACACCUUGCCAUCAUCACCAGCUUGUGUAAAGGACGGACUCUCUACUCGGUGGUGAGAGACGCCAAAAUCGUCCUGGAUGUCAACAAGACGAGGCAGAUAGCACAGGAGAUUGUGAAGGGCAUGGGGUACCUGCAUGCCAAAGGAAUCCUCCACAAAGAUCUCAAGUCCAAAAAUGUUUUCUAUGACAACGGGAAGGUUGUGAUCACGGACUUUGGCCUCUUCAGCAUCUCGGGAGUUCUCCAAGCAGGCAGGAGGGAGAACAAACUGCGGAUCCAGAAUGGCUGGCUGUGCCACCUGGCCCCUGAGAUCAUCCGCCAGCUCUCGCCCGACACUGAGGAGGACAAGUUGCCCUUCUCCAAGCACUCGGACGUCUUUGCUCUGGGCACCAUCUGGUAUGAGCUGCAUGCACGAGAAUGGCCCUUCAAGACACAGCCGGCGGAGGCGAUAAUAUGGCAGGUUGGGCGAGGGAUGAAACCCAACCUCAGCCAGAUCGGGAUGGGCAAGGAGAUCUCGGACAUCCUGCUGUUCUGUUGGGCCUACGAGCAGGAGGAGCGACCCACCUUCACCAAGCUCAUGGACAUGCUGGAGAAACUGCCAAAGCGCAACCGUCGCCUUUCCCACCCUGGGCACUUCUGGAAGUCAGCAGAGCUGUGACAGGAGGAGCUGAGGGAUGGUGCCUUCCUCCCCUGCGUUUCUCCUCUUCCUCGCUGCUCUCCUUCAUGUGCCAAGGAAGGAAGAGCGGUGGGCACUGUGGGAUGGACUGGGAUGGGAUAGAACCACCACAGCCUUUCCCUGCACUGAAGAGGAACUGAUGGGCAGAGACGCGUGGGGACACCGUGGUGGCAGGCAGACAGCAGGGGCCGUGCACACAUGGGGCUGCAGGGCUGCUGGGCCCGAGAUGUGCGAGGGCAGGUGGCUUCUGUUCAACCCCCGGGCUUCUCCGAUCCCAGUCGGUAUGGUCCGUGCUCACAGCACUCUUUUGGGGCUUGCUUUUUUUCAUUCUAGGGGAUUUUAUUUAAUUUCCUAGUGUUUUUAUUUUAAAAGUAGAAAGCUAAGGGGGGAGAGCUGCUGAUCUGUGGGUUUGUGUCGCUGCUGUUAGCUGCUCCCUGCAGGGAAAUGCACCCACAGUGCCCCCUCCUCGGCCCCUCACCAUGGCAAUGGUGACCUUUCACAGGUGGCUCUUUGCUCCUGGCUGUGCCCAGGUCCUCCCCAGGCUGUCCCUCUGCAGGGCCCAGCUCCACAGCCUCACUAGCUCAUCCCUGUGCCUGGCACGGAGCUCAUCUGCCACCCCUUCCACCUUGCCUUUCUCCUCCUCUCCCUCUGGUUACAGCCGUGGGGUGCUGAUGUCUGUUUGUCAGAUGCUGUGGGCUAUGUUGGGUUUUAGGACUGGUGGAUGGAGCAAGGGGAGCAGUCUCUGGUUGUACAGAACCAGUGCCCCCCUCCCAGCCCCAUAGCCAUCCCAUGCACCCGCAGCCAGAGCACAUCAGCUGUGCUUUGUGCUGCCAUCCGAGCACCUCGUGCUGGUGUUUCCCUCCCCCUGAGCCCAUUCUACAUGAGCUGUCAUCACGGCAGUGGAGAGAAAAUUGUGUUUUCGGGAUCCUAUUGAGCAUAAUUGCUCGUUGGGAGCCAUCCUGAAUAAUUCAGCCGUUCUGUAAGUUGGCUUGAACUCAGAGAUGUUGCAAAGCAAUCGGCCUUGUAUGUCUCAAACUGUUGGUGUCUGAACCACUUUAUCCAAAAUGAAUGAAGGUUAAAGCCCUCUGUUCAGUGCUGGGCAGAUCAUUACGUGAGCAGAGAUCCUGAAGGUCCUUCCUAAGAAUGUCCUGGUUCUUUGGACAAGGCUCAGGCUGGUUCUUUUCAGGUAGUUUCUGUGCCACAUGGUUGCCUCCUGGCUGUUUGCACAAAGGAUGGAAUUUCUCAUCGCCUGCCCUCCCCAACACAACCCAGAGCCCUGUCCUACCCCAACCUUCUUCUGCUGUCUUCUGCUGCCUUCCCAGCUGAACAAUUCUCUCUCCAUCCUCUCUGUGUGUGCCAUAAGCAUUGCACUGAACCUCAGAGCCUCUCUGACUUCUCACCAAUGCCUUCAUCCAGGGGUCUGUGGGUGCUGGGGAUGGGGCUGUUCCAGUGCCCUGUCCCCUUCUGUCCUGUCCAGAACCAUGCCCAUGUUGAGUGACAGAUGCAGGAGCAACGCACGGCUCUUGGUUUUGUUUUCCAAGGAGGUGUGAACCCUCUAGGUGUGAAUUGGAAUGAUGGAGGCGAUGCUCAACAGUGGGGCGACAAAGCCUGAUAGAAUGCCGUGCAGGUUUGCAAUGGGAUGCAAUCAGUCUUAAAAGCCUUGCUGUGGGUGUGCUUUGUGCCCCAAGCCUUCUGCUGACCGCUCCUCACGGGGUCCCCCCUCCCCUGUUUGUAGAUGUCCCUCAGAUGAGUGCUGUUGGUUGGGGCAUCCUGCUGCCCCGGUCCUUGUAGAAAUACCACACGUCUCCCUGCUGCCCCUUGGCCAUCCAAAGGAGCUGGGUAAAGCUAUGGCCAACAACUGUGCCCAGCCCAACUGCCCGCACUGCCCCUUUUUCCUCCCAGGAGCAUUUCCAUCCAAGGGAGCCAUUACAAAACAGCACCAACAGAAGGAGCUGCCCUGUAUUUAUCCAUCCACAAGCCCAGACAAGCAGCUCCCUUCCUUCCAUUCAGCACAGUAGCGGCUGUUGGUACAGCCGUGCUAUUUGCAUCAAUGCCUUCUUAUUUUUGAAAGUCUUAAUUAUAAAAACAAUAUAUUUAUAUUUUCUCUCUUUUUUUUUAAGUCCAGCUUUGUGCCUGGAUCUGUGUUGCUUUGUUUAAAUUAUUUUAAAUAUCUCAGCCCUUCCACAUGGAGUGAAGGUGGGAGCCGCUCUGCGCAACGCCUGCCAAUGGGCGCCCACCCAACAACAUGCGUGGGGUUUGGAGGCGGGUUUGGGAGGCGUGGGGAUGGGCGUGGGGCACUCUGAGAGCAGCUCCACGUGGGGGAAGCCGUCCCAUGGCGCAUCCUCAGCCCCUGCAUGGCCCCACACUGUGCGCCGUUGGGUUGCUCAACCAGGCUGUGCUUGGCCACCGCUGUGUGGCACCCAUUGCUUGCGUCGUUCCUAGGUUUAUUUAUUUUAACUUAUUUAAGUUAUUUUAACUUAUUUUUGUGUUGCAAACGGUGAUUCUUCUGGGGAGCUUUGCCAGCCUUCUUGAUUUCCGUUCCCUUUAAACGGCGCUGUUACAUUUUCACAGAAUCACAGAACUGUAGGGGUUGGAAGGGACCUCCAGAGAUCAUCGAGUCCAACCCCCAGUUUUCCUGUACAUAAGGUAUAUAUAAAUAUAUAUACAUAUCUCCAUAUGUAUGUAUAUAGAUAUAUACAUAUCUAAAGAGCUCGAAAUCCUGUACAGUUUCAAACUGAACUCGGUGGCUGCUUUGUUUUCUCCGUGUUAGUUCCGACCGUUGCAGAAUGAGCUGGUUUUCAUUUCCCCCCUCCCUCCUUCUGUUUCCUUUUUAUAAAUAUAUACAUAAAUAUAUAUAUAUAUAUUUUGUUGUUGUUGUCGCAAAACUCUUGUCACUGGGAAAGAGCAAUUGAUUCCGGUGGGGGGGAAAAAAAUAAAAUAAAUGAAAAACACACAUACAAAAAAAAAACAAAAAACAAAAAACAAAGCAGAGAAAGGCACGCUAGAUCUCCCCGAUGUAAAUUUGUACAGUAACAUUUAUAACGUUUUCUACACUUUAAGAAAGUAUUUAUAAUUUCCGCUGUCUGACUGAGUGCGACCCUCCGUGACCGCAGAGUGGUGAGCCCUUGUCCCCGUGGUUUGUCGUGCAGUGUUUGGUGAGGUGACGGUGUAUGAAUUAUUUAUGCCAAUA